GAAAUAGUUCUUUUCUCAGUUUGAACAUGUCUUAACAUUGAUCCUCGCUGCUUCCAUGAAUGGCCAGAUUCCACAUGUGACACUCACCAAAUUAUCUUAAUUCUUCCAGGAUGAAAAAUGGAUGCAGGAAGGAGUGACACAAAAUAUGAUAUAGUUUCUCCACAACAUCCAGAUGAAGCAUGCAGUACAAUUUCUCCCCAGAUGCUUAUGGAAGAAUCUAAUCAUGCUGCUUUUGAAGAUGUGGCAAGCUCAGACAUGCAGUAUACACAAGCACCACCUCAAAAUCAGUUGGAUGCAGAAUGCACUGAGCUGCUUUUGAACCAGCCAUGUACUGAAUACACUCAGCUCCUGGUAACUGAUGCUACAGCUGAUGAGCUGUGGCCUGUUGGUCUUUCCUCAGAGUUCAUUGAGCAGUGUGUGCAGACACUAGAUGUCAUCCAUGAUUCCAGUACUCUUACAGAGGCUGUGGAUGGUUUGGCGUUGCUGGCCCCUAGCAUGGUCUCAGUGGAGAGCUGGGACAGGAUAAUCUUUCAGGAAAAUGUUCAGGAGCCCAUGUCACUGGAAAAUUUGGAGGCCGGACAUUUUCAGAUGCUGGAAAAUGAGCCCACAGAAGAAGACAGCCCACCCAUGUCUGCCAUUAGUGAGGCAGAGAUAAGUGCACAACAUGAUGCCACAGAUUCUGUUCAGCCUCAUGUGGUCCAGUGUACUCCAGAAACCCACCAAGCAGAUGUCAAGGACUGUUUCGGUGCCUCCGGUCAACUCCGGCCAUCGUCCUCUCCCCUACCAGUGCUGACAUCUUCCAGCUGGGCAGAGCGCCCCGAUGGUCCCUCCCCACUCCUGGGUCACCAGGUGUGUCAGGCACCAGUGGAUAUCCCUGCCAGCUCCGUAUCCCGGGAGUUCAGCCACUCCCGUCUCCAGUAUCCCGCGCCGUCAGAGGGUCGCGCCGUCUGGACGCCGCCGGCCGCGGCGCGACUCUCCGAGGUCGAGUGUGAGCUGACCGUCAGCGAGGAGACGGAGCAGGAGGUGGCGCCGCCGGGCAGCGUGCCGCCGUCCGGGGAGCCGACCCCCUACCAGGAGCACAACUACGACUACCCGCUGGAGCCGCUGGUGGCCGGCGAGGUGCGCCCGAGCGCCGACCACCAGUACGCCUCGCGGCCGGCCUCCCCGGGCGGCGACGCGUGCUCGGCCACCGACCACCGGUACGCCUACAGCCCGCCGGCGGCGCUCACUGAGGAGGACCUGAUCCGCAGUAUCUCGGACCAGCUCGGCCUGCCCCAGGACCACGGCUACUCGCAGCGACAGGGCCCGGCGGCGGCACCGGUCGCUCCGCAGCCGCUGCCGGCUCCUGCAGCUCCGAGCCAGAGCACGGAGCCGCCGCCGGAGCUGGUCCCGGAGCCGAGUCUGGUGACGGAGUCUUGUCCGCCGGACUGGGAGCCGAUGCUGGACGAGCCGGCCGGCCACUGGGUGGACCCUAACCUGGUGAUGGGUCUGACCUCCGGGUGGCAGCGGGAAGAGGAGGUCGGUGCAGGGGACGAGGCUGGGGAAGGAACAGCGGACCUGCUGGACGGAGCCGACGCUGUGUUUCUUGACGAGGCUCUCUGGGAGUCGGGACUGGAGGUGUUGGAUGAAGAGGGCGAGAAAUACCUGGUCCUUGAUGUGGUCCAACCGAGUGAAGAAGAGCUGAAUGAGGCCACUCGUAUGGAGUGGCAGGAUAGUGGUAUAAGUGACGCUGAGCCGACGCCCGUUGAUAAGAAGACUUUGGCAGCGGCCGAGACGCCCGCCCGUCCCGUCGGCUCCGAUCCAGCGGUCUCAGAAUCCGACUCGGAGCUCACUCAGCUGUUGUGGGCCGUGGCUGGCUCUGCGCUGCUCUCCUCCGAGAGUGAUGUCCCUGCGAUAGAGUCUGAGCCGUCUCUGAGCUCGGUCCAGUCGGAGAAGUCAGACAAAGAAGCUGAGACUGAGGUGUUACAACUUCCCGCGACCGAUCAGCCAGCUCGCACGGCCAACGAAUCAGCGACGUCCACCCUGGCAACUGAUAACCUAUCGGCACUCGCCGCUCUGGCCUCGGUUGCAUCAAACGUCUUGGAUGAUUUCCCGGUCGAAACGUCGUACGCUCCAACGACUGAGACCGCUAAAGCGGUGACAGUCGCGGACCCUCCACUGGUGCGGGAUACCACAUGUGCUCGCGUACACCCCCAGAGUACUCCAUUCGAAAUUGCGGUCUCGUCCGCCAUGUCAUACGACUGGCCAGCUGAAGCUGCAGAGUCCAUAACCGCUGCUGUAGUAUCACAGUGCCCAGACACGACAGCGCCAGCACAGUUACAGCCCGCACGAUCAGCGGCUCCUUCUGUGACAAAGACCUCAGCGUGCCUCUCCACCAACAUAGUCAUCUCUCGGCCCGCGGCCGAUGACCUCUCUCCGCCGCGACUGCCGGAGCGCGACCCGGCGACCGCUGUGCUCGCCUGGCUGAGGCAGCGCGCCGCCGCCCAGCAGCCGGUGACCCGGGCCGGCCUGAGCGCCGAGCUGGCCGCUCUUCUUGGCCCCGACGGCCGCCGCCGGCUGUCUGAGGACGGCUCCUACCUGGCGCUAUGGCUCGACAGACUGGCCGCUGUGCAGGGGAAGAGAGUCACUGAGAAUGACUCCGGGGGAAAACCGGUGCGGAUAGGUUACCCGCCCCAGUUCAAACUGCUGCUGCUGCGGUUCGUCGAGUUCAUGACGGCGGAGGAGGUGGCUGCCGCGUUCUGCGUGCCGCUGGCCGUCGUCUACAAGUGGCGCGCGGCUCGGCGGCAGCUGGCCGAAAUGGCCGCCUCGGCAGCCGUGUGUGUGCGCGCCAAGGGCGGCGGCAAGAAGCGGCGCCCCACGGAGGUGGACGCCGAGUUCGCCGACUGGCUGCAGCGCCGCCGACGGGACACCGCCGCGCCGCCCACCUACCAGGAGGUGCGGCGGGUGGCCCGACGGAUGUACGUGGACGCCGGGCUGAGCGUGCCGCACAGCCGCCACUGGCAGCGUCAGGUGCCGGACGUGACGGACCGGCGCCGCGAGCACACAGCCGUCCGCUGGCUGCUGACCGAGUUUGAGCAGGGCCGCGCCACCAGCCGGCCGGCGCUGGCCGCGUACGGCCAGCAGCCGGGCGGCCAGUUCUGGGCGGCGCGGCUGCUGGCGCGCCACCGGCCGCUCGGCCGCCCGCUGGCCACCUGGCAGAUGCAGCUGCCCGAGCCGCUGCUGGCGGAGGCAGAGCACUGGGCCGGCAGGCUGCAGCCGCCGCCGCCGCACGCAGUUGUCGUCAUGGCGGACGUACCCAUCUCAACCAGGCCAGCGCCGUGCGCCGUUUGGAGGUCUGAGGACUCGGAACAUUUGGCCACACUGCUCAUCAGCUGCACGCUGGAAGGAUCCGUACAGCCACCGAUGCUCAUUAUGAAGGGCGGCGGCCGUCAGGUUUACUCGGACAGCAGCGGGCUGCUGACGGCCCAGCAGGAGGACGGACGGCUGGACGCCGCCCGCGCCGGCCUCUGGCUGCAGCUGGUCGGCUGCCGCGGCCCGGCGCAGCUGCUGCUGCUCAACAGCUGCUGCGCGCCGCGGCCCGAGCAGCUGCGCAGCCAGGCGGCCGCUGCCGGCCGACGGGUGGCUCUGAUACCGCCCGGAUUGGCCGCUGCCGCCAACCCGCUCAUGGCCAGCCGGCAGCGACUGAUGCUGGCGAUAGCCACCGCCCUGAGCGAGGGCCGCGCUGACGCUGACCUGCUGGCGGCCGUGAGGGCACAGCUGGCCGACUGGGGCGACCCGGUACAGCUGAGACACGAGCUGGCUAGGGUGGAGCGGCUGUACCGGGCGCCGGGCGGCUGAGGGGCUGCGGGGACUGGCCUACCGACCCGGCAUAGACCAACAGCGGAGAUAGAACUGGGAGGAGACACUAGCCGAUCGUUAGCCCUGAGAACGACCCGCCUACAGCGGCACGGGGAUGUCAGGCGUUUGGACUGCAGUGCGAAGAGAUCAGAGUACCAGAUCAGAAGGGGGAUGGACUCCGGUUUGCGUCUCGAGAUCCUAGAACAGCCUAGGGAGCUGAUCUUCGAAAGAAGGUUUGCCGGAUGAUGGAAACGGAAGGAGGUGCCCAGCUGACCUAGGAGGGAACUUCCGCCCCAGAUGGGUCCAGAACUGCUCGAAACCAAAACUAUCGGCGAUCGGCUAACCUGGACUGGACAACGCGCAAUCUCGGUCCCUCUCAGAGAGGCACGUCAUGCAGCUGAUACAAAGUUGUCUACCGGAACUGCUGACUGACAUCGAACUGCCUGCUGCCCUUUCUGCCAGUGACUCGCGGGUUCGCGUGAGCGUUUUUGAACUGUCGGAGGGUACGCGGAUUGGAUUACUGUGUGCCAGUCGCCACACUGACAUGUGAUGUGGUGGUAAAUACAUGAUUCAAUGAAUGUC
Messenger RNA from Amphibalanus amphitrite, 4419 nucleotides. RefSeq lists its product as uncharacterized. Lineage: Eukaryota; Metazoa; Arthropoda; Thecostraca; Balanomorpha; Balanidae. The transcript is spliced from 6 exons. The coding region runs from base 118 to 3837 and encodes 1239 amino acids. The record is from RefSeq and is a predicted model, not a curated record.